GAAGGACCCGGGUGAGUUGGGGCCAGGAGGAGCCGCCGCCGCCGCUGCCGCCGCUGCUGCUUCUGGUGCUGAGAGGCCUCGCCUGCGCCCUUCGGGAACUGAGGUCUGUAAAUCAAAUGCUGUGCUGAAGUGUGAAUCAAGAAGCAGCCUGAAGAUGUCCUCUUCUUUUAGGGCUGAGUCCAGAGGUUUCCAGAUUCCACUGUACAAAGAAAUUUAUGUGGAUCUGAAGAGAUGUGUCUGAUGACAUGGUGCUGAAUCUUCUCAUUUCCACUGCGCUCUGGAAUGGCCAGCCAAGAAACAGAAGUUCAGAGACUGAUAUUCUAUAAUGAUUCAAUGAUAGAAGGAAUAAGUGACCAGGUACUGCUGGCAGUAGCGCUCAGCUUCACAUUCAUUGCUGUGCUGGCAUAUAUGCUUUUAAGCAGAAAUGAGCACCCAGAUAUUCAUCCGGAAAAUCAAGAGCUGGUGAGAGCAGUUAGACAACAAAUACAGUCAGAACAGGAGAAUGCAGCUGGUGACAGACAGCGAUUCUACACGGACAUGUCCUGUCCAGUGUGUCUACAACAGGCUGCAUUUCCCAUUGAAACAAACUGCGGACAUCUUUUCUGUGGUCCCUGCAUUAUUGCAUAUUGGAGGUGUGGAUCAUGGCUAGGUGCAAUACAUUGCCCCAUCUGCAGACAGACGGUAACAUUGUUUUUACCACUCUUCAGUGAGAGGCAAGAGAAUGCUGCACAGGUACUUCAGGAUGUCACUGAUUACAACAGGAGAUUCUCAGGACAGCCGAGAUCGAUUAUGGAAAGGAUUAUGGAUUUGCCCACUUUACUGCGUCAUGCAUUCAGAGAAAUGUUUUCUGUUGGAGGUCUCUUCUGGAUGUUCCGCAUCAGAAUAUUCCUCUGUCUUUUGGGAGCUUUGUUGUAUCUGGCAUCGCCUCUGGAUUUUCUACCUGAAGCACUGUUUGGAAUUCUGGGAUUUUUAGAUGAUUUCUUUGUGGUUUUCCUGCUCCUUAUAUACAUAUCCAUCAUGUACCGAGAGGUUGUAACACAGAGGCUCAAUAGAUGAAGGCAAGUGUCGGUGACCAAUGUUCAGGAACAUUCAGGGGGACACUUAACUAAAUGACCUACUGUGACGAAAACUAUAUCGACACACUUUCAGUUUCUGCUAUUAAAUCACUUCUAGCCAAACAUGUUUUGCAGGCAUGAGGAAUUGAAAUAAUGGUGAUUAGUGAACUGGAAUUACUAAUGUGCGUUAUAGAAAAAAGAUUUAAUUGAAGAUAUAAUACAUGCCUACUUAUGUUUACAAAAUAUGAAUGCUUGUAUGGCCUUCGAGGUGCCACCGGUUGCAAAAGGGAAUUUCUUUAAGAAUAUGCUUUUUAAAAGUAUUUGAAUGAUUGUGCUGGACAUGCACGUAAAGCACUGUUCAAUGUAUAAUUUCGUAUUCAGUGUGCAGUUUGAAAGGCUGCUCCAUGUGGGUUUUGAGGUGGGAAGGUGGGUUUUUUUAGCAAAGUAAUUUAGUAUCUGCUAGUGCAGGAAGUGCUCAAGUGAUACAGUUGUCACGAUAAGCUUGGGCUGCAACAUAUCUCUGCACGCAUUCUGUAAGUGCAAUAUUGCUUCAGCUCUGUAAAAUUCCAUGAAUUUAUCCCCAUACUGUUUUUCUGCAAAGGAAUGUGCACUGUCCUUUGGGGAGAGAGAUCUUAAAUGCCAGCAGUCUAUGGUUAAUGACAGUAUGUGUUUAGAUUUUGAACCGCAAGGUUCAGUGUUUCAUUGGAGAGAGAUGAAAAGCUAACCUAGGUUAAUGAGUUGACAUGGAUAUGCUACAGAGAUGGGGAAUCUACAGACUUGUCAAGUACAGAGGGCCGAGAACGUGACCUAUCAUACUUCACCAGGCUGACUAGGGCUGCAAUAAACUGGAUUCUGACAGUGUCUGGAGGGUCACAUGUUCCCCCAGCCCUGAUAAAACAUUGGGAUGCAAAGGGAAACAAAAUGUUGACCUCAAAUUGUCAUAGGGCUUCCCUGAUCAUGUGAAAUAUUAAAUAAAAUGUUAGCCAGGAUUCAUGCAGAAACUAGCUGAAAUCUAAAAUUGAAUUUCACCGUGAAUAUACUUGAGGGAAUAUCUGGUAAUGAGGACCAUGGAUGUCUGAGGAAUAUUCUUAAGAAAACCUUAUGCAUGAUUGCUUAGGAGUAAGCCUCAUUUGAACAAAAGGACUUGCUUCUGAGUAUUUAUUCAUAGAACAAGAUUCCAUUACUCCUGGUGUACACUCCAUAGUGGUCCUGAAUUACUAUGAAAUCAUUAUUUGAACUGUUUACUCUGACAUUGAAAUGGAGAAAAGAGUUGAAGAGAAGUGAGAGAAUGGUUGAUGCCAUUGUGUUUCAGAUGCAAGUGGGGACACAUGAACUAUAUUGCACAUGUGUACGGAGACACACAAGUUCAGGGCAUGGGCCAUCAGUGAACACUUUCUUGCCCUUUGGACAUAUAAUAAACAAUCACGCCAAUGCACGGAAUACCCUAGGAAAAGAGGGAAUAGGGCUAUAAAUACUUGAAUAUUAAAGGGUGCUAUGUACAAGGCUUACAAAACAUAUUCUCAAAAUGUAUAGAAUAGGUAUGGGGACUUGUGACCGGUCUUUAUGAAAUGUCUGCUCCCAUAACCAACCAUAAAUAACUGCUUCAAUCUUGCUGGGCCAACUCCUACUUUCAGUAUUUAAAGGAGAAGUAAUGAUUGUACUGCUUCAUGUUCAAAAGAGUUAAAAGGUUUUUAACAGGCUGUUCUGGUGAAGGUGAAAGUGUUAUGGUAGAAAUAUCGAGUUGCUUACUUAAUCUUCCUCUCUGGUACAAAAUCUUGAUGGCAGGCUUAAUUAUAGUAAUAUUUUACACUGGCACUGGUUUUCACAGUGGCUAGUAUUAACUAUGGUUUUAUUCUGACCAUCUUUGACCCUUGGUUUUGACUACUGUUUUGAUGGAAAAACCUGACUAGCAGUAACCUGGGUUUGAGUUCAAUGCCAGUAUAUCUUUAAACUGUGGCCCAUCAUGAAAUAUAUUCAUCUCACAGGAAAGGACUGUGAGAUGUUGCAUUCUGGUAUCAGUCAUGUUGUCACCAUGAUUGGCGAGGGUGAGCAGUCUGUGCACUCAUUUUCUAACAUUAGCAUUACAAUGAAAACAACAGCAUGUCAUUCAGUUGGAUGAAGUUAUUGCCAAAGAAUAUUCAUAAGCCACUUACUAACAGUUAUAUUUUUCUCCUAUUAAAAAUGCAAUAUGUAUGUAUUCCUAAAAAGGACCUGUUCUGAAAUCUUUUUUGUCAUCCAUGCAUCCAUUUCAACAAAAAGAAUCCUGUGUGCCAAAAUUGACAUAUUAACAUAUCCAUAUAUACAUGUUACAUGCAUUCGAAUAAUACUUUUUGUACGGUGGGUACAAAAGCCUUUGUUCUCUUCUGAAUGACUUUUGUAUGAAUUAGGCCCAGCUUCUCUUAAAAAUGUGUACCUGUUUUCAUUCUCAUAAAUGUUAGAUAUUUCUGUAAAUUCAGUCUAACAUCUCCAAAAACAUGGCUGGAAAUGUUCCAAUGAGUAGCACAAUCUGAGGCUUCUAUUAUUUGAUCUGAAUCUUUUUUCCCCAUAAAGAGAAGGAACAAAUGGCCAUUUAAAGCAGCCAUUCUUAACCUUUUUUUUUUGCCCACGCAUAAACACAAUGUGAAAGAAAUAUAGGCUGAAGCAGGAUUGUAGUAAGUCCUGAUUAAUGAACCUUAUAAGGUGAUGUGUGAAGAAUUGUUUACAAACUGUGGCCCCCCUCAAGUGUGCCAGCCCCAGGGAGCCAUAUGUCCCCCCCCUUGAAACGUCCCCCCCCUUGAGAAGGGCUGAUUUAAAGAAACAAACUGUUCCUGAAAUGCUUAAUGAUUUUUAAGGCUCCUUUUAAUGUGCUUGCUCACCUUUUCAUCCUGUCAUCACUUAUAUGUGGUGAUGAUUGGUUGGCUACUUCAGGAGAAUGCCAGCAUGAUGUCAUUGUGUGAGUCUUACUUGAUGUCUGGCCAAUCCAAAUCCUGACUAAUGGGCAGUGAAAAAAGUACAAAGGCAGUACUGCAUGUUAACUAUAAAACUUCAGUAAAGUAUAUAUGUUUACAGAGAGAACUUUGAUACUUUUUCAGAAGCUCCCUAUGUACAUCUCAAAGAGCUGCCAAGAGCAAAGAGAUAAAGUAAAACUCUUUUUUCUAUUGCCAUCUGUAUUUUCUGGUGGCUGAAUGCUUCUUUUAUGCAGACAUUUUGCUUUGCUUUCAGCUGAUUAAAAUAAUUGAAUUCUUUAGUAGCCUUAAUACUCUGCUUUCUACUUAUACUGGUAAUAUUUCUCAUUUGAGUCUCAUCACCAUCAGUAGCAUAGCUGUAGAGUCUCACAGAUAGCAUCAGCAUAACCUUAGCACAUAUUUGUGUAUUGUCUGUUUGUUGAUGAAUGGGGAAUUAACAUUAUUUUUUUGUAAAUAUUUAUUACAAACACCUACUCUUGGUGGAGAUGAUACAACUUCUAGGCUUGAUUUGCUGGUGUGGAUCAACACAGAUGGCAGCAGUUUUUGGACUUUCCUUGGUGCCUAGGUGUGAAAACUCACAAUGAGCACUUGCACUAUCAAAUUUACCCCCUCCCUUCUUCUGGAGAUGCUCUGAAGCAUGACCUCUGCAGAUAUUUCGUUCUUGCUGUCUGUAUUCUGUACACCAGUGGUCCCCAACCUUGGGCCUCCAGAUGUUCUUGGACUUCAACUCCCAGAAAUCCUAUCCAGCAGAUG
Pogona vitticeps (central bearded dragon) is the source of this 4753-nucleotide messenger RNA. It is a transcript of the gene RNF170, whose product is annotated as ring finger protein 170. The record is from RefSeq and is a predicted model, not a curated record. Lineage: Eukaryota; Metazoa; Chordata; Lepidosauria; Squamata; Agamidae. Gene Ontology annotation, molecular function: ubiquitin protein ligase activity; metal ion binding.